GUGCCGCAGCUGGAAAAAUGGCAUCUGAUUCAGGCAGAUACAGGAGUGCAGUUAGCAAAAACAAAGACCCCUCUGGUCUUCUGAUCUCUGUUAUCAGGACUCUGUCCAGCAGCGAUGAUGUGCAGGACAGGGAGACUGAGAAGGGCCGCCUAGAAGAAGCAUUUGGAAUAUGUGACAGGGAUUUGGAUAAAUUGAUUGUUCAGCAUUAUGCAGAACUUACCACUGCCAUCCGGACGUACCAGAGUAUCACAGAGCGUAUCACCAGCUCCCGCAACAAGAUCAAACAGGUUAAGGAGAACCUCCUGUCUUGUAAAAUGCUGCUUCACUGUAAAAGGGAUGAGCUGAGGAAGUUGUGGAUCGAAGGCAUUGAGCACAAGCAUGUCCUCCAACUACUGGAUGAAAUUGAAAGCAUUAAGCAGGUUCCUCAGCGACUGGAGGCCUACAUGGCAAGCAAGCACUACCUACACGCCACAGACAUGUUGGUGACAGCUGUAGAUUCCUUAGAAGGCCCUUUGCUACAGGUGGAAGGGCUUGGAGACCUUCGCCUGGAGCUCCACAGCAAGAAGCUCAACAUCCACCUGGUGCUCAUCGAUGAGCUGCACCGACAUCUCUACAUCAAGUCCACGAGUCGCCUUGGACACAAAAACAAGGACAAAAAUGCUCCUCGCUUUCCUGGACAUGUCCUCAGUGCCUGUGUUGGAAGUCGGCAGCCUGUCAACCCCACGCAAGCUUUUGGAUUCAUCUCACAGGAUAUCCGAGAGCUGAGCCAAGCAGAACUUUCUGAAGUGGACCCUGAAGAGAACAGUGCUGAGUUCAUGGGCAUCCUCAUCAGGGCUCUGGCCAAAUUGAAGAAACUCCCAGAGACCAUCAAAGCCAUCAUGGAGAGGCUGGAACCAGAGCUGAAACAGAUUGUCAAGCGGUCUACCACUCAGAUAGCAGACCAUGCCUACCAGAGAAACGUUGCCCAGGAGAGCCAGCCAAGGCUGCUGUUGGAACUGCUGGAGCUUUUGUUUGAGAAGUUCAAGGCAGUGGCCCAGGCUCAUGGUGUGGUGCUGGUCCACAUGCAGCAGAUUGCAGGCCAGGGUCCACGUUCAACCCAGGAAGAGGAUAUCAAGCUCUAUGAGCAAGCCGAUGUCUCUGCCAAGAUCCAGACAGUGCUGCAGGUUCUGCUUAUGGAGUAUCUGGAUGUGAAGAACAGUCGCAGUGCCACAGAGCCCUCGGCUCAGCUUUCCUAUGCCAGCACUGGCAGUGAUUUUGCUGCCUUUUUUGCAAAGAAAAAACCACAGCGUGCCAAGCAGUCCCUCUUCAAGUUUGAAUCAUCUUCCCAUGCCAUCAGUAUGAGUGCCUACCUGAGAGAGCAGCGCCGAGAACUCUACAGCAAGAGUGGAGAGUUACAAGGGUGGGAGUCCAGUAAAAACUGGAGCAAAGACUAUGAAGGAGAGGUGACUAUAGUU
Molecule: messenger RNA, 1454 nt
Organism: Menidia menidia (Atlantic silverside)
Lineage: Eukaryota; Metazoa; Chordata; Actinopteri; Atheriniformes; Atherinopsidae
Source: the annotation of a GenBank genome assembly